GAGCUGAUCCCACGUGUGACGCUUUCAUUCCCGGCUCAGUAAUAUUCUCAUAGCGGGGCUUUGCAUAUCUCCUGCCGUAUCUGUGUGUGUCUGUUACUGUCACUGUAGUCCCAGCCUAUAGUUUGGAAUAGAUAUGGAAGGAGACGGGAGUCAAGCCACAUCCGGAAGCCUAAAUGAUUCACAACAUGACCCGGGUAAAAUGUUUAUCGGUGGCCUCAGCUGGCAAACCUCACCAGACAGCCUUAGAGACUAUUUUAGUAAAUUCGGAGAAAUAAGAGAAUGUAUGGUGAUGAGAGACCCCACGACAAAACGUUCAAGAGGAUUUGGGUUUGUUACAUUUACAGAUGCUGCCAGUGUAGAUAAAGUCUUAGCUCAACAGCACCAUGAAUUAGACUCAAAGACGAUUGAUCCUAAGGUUGCCUUUCCCCGUCGCGCCCAGCCUAAGAUGGUCACAAGAACAAAGAAAAUAUUUGUCGGUGGAUUGUCGGCCAACACAGUAGUGGAAGAUGUGAAGCAGUAUUUUGAACAGUUUGGGAAGGUCGAUGAUGCCAUGCUUAUGUUUGAUAAGACUACUAACAGACAUAGAGGAUUUGGUUUCAUAACUUUUGAGAGUGAAGACAUCGUAGAGAAAGUCUGUGAAAUUCAUUUUCAUGAAAUCAAUAAUAAAAUGGUAGAAUGUAAGAAGGCCCAGCCCAAGGAGGUGAUGUUUCCGCCAGGUACACGAGGGCGUGCCCGGGGUCUGCCCUACACCAUGGAUGCCUUCAUGCUGGGGAUGGGCAUGCUGAGUUACCCUAACAUUGUGGCAACAUAUGGCCGCGGAUACACUGGAUUCGCACCUAGCUACAGCUACCAAUUCCCUGGCUUCCCAGCGACAGCGUAUGGACCAGUGGCAGCGGCAGCAGUAGCAGCAGCGCGUGGCUCAGGUAGGGGGGCCCGUGGAAGAGGCGGCUACUUGGCGUACCCACAGAGCGCAGGGCCAGGCCUCCCCGAUUAUGGGUUUUACUCUGCGCCCAGUGACCAGCGGGGGGGGCCCUGCUCCUUUGCUGACUAUGGCUCCCUGGGGCCCCAGGCUGCUCAGAUGCUGCACAGUGAGCAUGCCACCUCCGCCUGCAACUCCCCCCUCCAGCACCUACACAGCCCGGAUCAGUUUAAGAACCCAGGCACCAACCCCUCGAGGCCCGGAGGUUUCCCUGGUGCUAAUAGUCCAGGGCCUGUGGCCGACCUGUAUGGACCCAGCAGCCAGGAUUCAGCUGUGGGCAACUACAUCAGUGCUGCUAGCCCUCAGCCUGGCUCUGGCUUUGGCCCCAGCAUCACAGGCCCAUUGAUUGCGACAGCUUUUACAAAUGGAUACCAUUGAACAGAUGGCCGGUUGCCAUCUCAUCAGAGCAGAGUAUAUCUGGUGGUCCGGGAAAGACAGGACGGAGUUUCUAAUUGGCUUUGUGUGCAGGUGAUGCCAUCCAACUUCAAGCACUACAGCAUCACCCAGACAAAACGAGAGCGAGAGAGAAAGAGAGAGAGCGAGAGAGUGUGUGUGUGUGAUGGAGAGAGAGAGAGGUGGAACCAUACGAAGAAGAAAAGAAAAAGUUAAUCAUCUCAGAAAAAUAACAACUGCUGUACUAUAUCCCAAACCUCCUGUAACACCACGACCUGGUUUGGUAUAAUGUUUUGACAUUGAUUUUCAUUCACCUGUUUCCUUCCUUUGUUAGCUUUUUUUUUUUUUUUUUUUUCUUUUUGAUUAGUCGUAGAAAAUUCAUUGUAGUUUAACCAUAAUUUUGUGUCAUUCUAUUUUAUUUUACCUUACAGUAUAUUUGUGUAAAUGGAUUUUUGUUUUAACUAUGGGGGUUAUAGCCAAGAAUAUCAUGUCUUCAUCUUUGUAUCGAUUGUUGUAAAGGAAAAAAGAUUGGAUAUUCAAGCAAGUCUUUCCACAAAAAGAAAACUCAAAGUGGAGACUGGGAGAAAAAAAAAUUAAUUUUGAAUGAAAAAUUUAAAGAGGGUAUCUAAGUAAUAAAUCUUAGUAGCUGUUUUAUUUCUUGUGAUGUCUCAUUGUUAACCAUAAUUACCUAUUUUUGGGCAAUACAAAGAGGACUCCAAUAUUUUUAUGGUCCUUUUUUAUAAGUGUUGUUUUUGUUGUUUAGAAAAUAUAUAUAUAUGCUAUAACAAAUUUCAUAUAACUACAUUGUGAAUUCAAACUUGAGAAAAAGAAAUGUAGCUGUACAUAUUAUUCCAGUCACUGCAUAUAACCAACUCAAUGAGAGAAUAGCAUAUUUUUGUGAUGGUGUGUCAAAGAACAUGUUAUAGCGUGUGAAUAGAAGAAAAAGCUGUAAACAAUUAUUAUUAUUAUUAUUAUUAUUAUUAUUAUUAUUAUUAUACUUCUGCUGGAAGAUGGUAAACCAACCCCAGAGACAAAACAGAACAUACUUGCUCUGUAAAUACUCAAAGCUGAAUAAUUUUACAAGUGUCAUACCAGCAAAUUUACAAACGGUGAGUACGCAAACGUAGUUUUAAAGAAAUCAAAAGAUCCUGAUUGGUGUCUUUUUGACGACUUGUUAAGAUAUCAGUAUCAUUUCGAAGAAAGCGAAGAAGACGACGACGAAGAAGAAGAAAGAAAAAAAAAACAAACAAAAAAAAACAAAAAACAAGAUGAUUUUAAUCCAAAGCACACUGUACGUAGACGUGACGAUUAGAACUUGAACCAGGCAUUUUACAGUGCUCUGUACAUCCUGACACUUUUAUACUCUUGAGAGAAAAGUUCGACUUUGUUUGUUGUAUGUUAUUUGUUUGUUUCAUCCUGCUUGUUCCUGAAUUCAUUUUGGAACAUGAUAUCUGGGCUCUGUGCUAGAGCCUUUUAUGUAAUGCUUGUUCUCUGAAUCAGUUCUUUUUGAAUGAAUUAGGAAAAAAAAAAAAAAGUAAACAUUUUGAUACCAUACCUCAGCCUUGUGAGUUCUAUUGUGGAGUCAUUGGCAGGUUUAAUUUAUUCUAGUGGCAAAAUAAAUGAAAUUACUGAAAGGUAAAGCGAGUAAUCAUUGCACUGUGAGUAGUACAAGUACAGGCCAAUUCCUAUUUGCACAUGUAUAUGUCGGCUUUUUAAACCCGGUCCUGUGCUUCGGGGGUUAGUUUGAAGGAUUUUAUCACAACUAGACAUAGACUUCAGAGUUGUUUGAGGUGAGUAAACAGCUUGGUAAAUAGUAGCUGAUGUGUUGCAGUGUACUGAGGCAAUGCCUUUGGGUUUCACGCUAGACUUUAGACCCAUGUCUCACCUAAAGAUGUUUAUCGACGACGCUGACUAAUUCACGUCGCCGCUGCGUUGAGCUCUACACGCUUUCACUGUCUGACAAACAUUUGAUAACAGUUAUGCUCCAGUCCGGUCUUUAUAAAGGUGUCGAUGGAACGAGUGGUGUGUAUUCUUGAAAUACUUUACCUGCUGCAAAAUGUGUUUUGUUAGUUUUGUUUUGUUUGUUUGUUUUUUUGUUUUGUUUUGUUUUGUUUUGUUUUUGUUUUUGUUUUUGUUUUUGUUUUUCAUUUCCAAACCCCGGUUCUUGUCUUCUUACUUUGAUUUCCAAAACAACCAGGUAAAGAAAAACAUGCUGGAUACUUUUACAGUAAACGAUGAACGGAGGUGUGAUCGAGUAAUAAUUUUAAGAAGAAGAAAAAAAAAGAAAAACCUUGUAAUGUUUCAAAUGUAAAAGACAAUAAGAAAUACAAAACUAUAUGGAAAAAAAAGAAAGAGAUGCUUCUUUGCUGAUUUCAAUUUUAAUCCGAUAGUUUUAUUGAUACUUUGUGGUUAAUAUUAAUAAUUGUAAUAUACUAUUAAAAUGUACUGUGCAUCCAUUGCUUUUUUCUCUCUCUCCAUUCCCCAUCAUCAGAUAGCCUGCAGUCUUUUUGUUGGUCAUUCAUGUAUUUCAUUAGUGUGUAAAGAAAUCACAUUUAACUUGUAAACAGAGUGCUGUCUUUGAUGCCAGUGUAGUGGUUGAUGCUCUUUGUUGUUCUCCCUUGCUCUACCUCUCCUUUCUGUCAUAUUUAUCCCUCUCUCCCCUCUCUUGCUCUUUUCUAUAUCCUGUAAUUACACGUAGAUGUUAUAUAGGACUAAGUAAUAUAAUAACUUGUAGUGAUUAGUGGACUUAGGCUUAGCCGAGAUAGAACUUUCUCUAGUGAUCAUAUUAUUCUGCUAUUUCCAAACCAUUAUUUUGAUAGAGGUUCAUUGUAAUUUAUUAUUCCCUGUAUGUUUUCUUUUGUUGUUGUUGUUGUUGGUUUUUGUUUUGCCACUCUCACAUGGUUUCAGCUAACCAAAGCUAUCAUGGAUGAACAAUAGAGAAGCAGUUGCUGUAAGAUGGAAUUGUACACAAGGCAUUAUUUGGAUCCCCACCCUUGAAUGUUUUAAAAGGGGUGUGCCAUACUACCUUAAAUGCUAACGCUAGAUAUGCAAAACUUUUAUUUUUGAUUAUUUUUUAAGAGGGACACAAGCUAUAAUUAUGAAAAAAAAGAAAAAAAGAUUUUAUGUAAAAGAAAAAAAAUCAUAUUUUUUUAAACAAUUCUAACAUACCAAUGAUGAUCACAAUAGUGGUGAUAUCAAUCAUAGUGCUGUUUAAAUAACCUGUAAUAUCUUUUAAUAUUUGUACACUUUGGAAAUAUCCCAGAUGCCUCUGGCACAACUAUUUUUAGAUAAUACUGUUUUUGAUCUUACUCUUGACUUUUGUUUCGCUCAAAAUUUUUAUGGAUACUUUUUAAUCUUAGAUCCUGGGAACUAGUUGUUUUGUUUUAUUCAGUUGUCAAGGUUGUUCACACACACAUUUGACGGUAGACAGGCAUUACUGUAAACACUGAAGACCCCAUGAAACACAAAUCCGAGCCCUCUUUGUGAAACACGGCCCAGGAGAGGGGAGGGAAGCAGGCGUUGUGCACAAACGGAGGGGUGGGGCGUUGCGUGCAGGCUGAUUGUCAGACGGUUGAAUCAAGUUAUGCAAAAGAAAUCAAUGGGCUGACGUGGGAGCAGCACUCCAAGGCUGUGAUUCAGCGCUGAGAUAAAUCAGCUCGUGAGCAAAUCACAUCAAAGUACACCGAUCGGCGUUCACACCUGCGGUUUGGAGGAGCUUCAAGUGCUGCUGCCCUCGUCCGGAGUUCAGACUGCAGCUUUGCUUCCUUUCAGCCGUGCUCUCUCGCUGCUCUGCUGAACCAGCUCGUCUCUGGCAGAUAAGGCUUCUUCUUUAGAGCUGGAAAAGACAGCAGAUUUAAUUUACCAGCUCCUGCUGUUCAUAAACUAACAGCAGAUACCAGGAUGCUUGGUGUCAGUUUAAAAAAAAAAAAAAAAAAAAAAAGCAUCAUGUGUGAACUUUUUGGCCCAUAUCAGCUCCUCGGAGGAUUUAAUUUAGCUCCAUUUCACCUCAUGGGGUCUUUCAAUCAGAUGCUGCUAAACAUUAGUGUCUCCAUUCAUUUUUCUCAUCUAAUAUGAGAAAACAUAUAAAACGGCAGCUUUGAUCAUUAGGCGAAUAGUAAAAUCAUUGCAAUAUAGCCAGCAAGUAUAAAGGACAUCAUGGAGAACAGGUUUAUUUAAAGACAGGCAAAGAAAAAAAAAACGGUCCCAAAAUACAAUAUCAGUUCAAUCCUUUGAGCCAAUUCAGUUUUAUGGACAAAUAAUAAUUAAUAGUAAAUGUUUACUCACAAAAUAUGACGACCACAACAGCAAAGCGUGUACAAGAACAAAAAUAUUUGUCCGAAAAUUCAAUAAAGCAAUAGAACUCAAAAAAAAAAAAUAUUUAAAUAAAUAAUGAUGUAAUAUGUAAAAAAUAAUAUGUUUCAAGUAUUAGUGCACAUUUUUUGGAGAUAUUGCCUCAUUUGCAUAUUUUGCUGGCUAAAAUAAAAAAAAAUAAUAGUAAUAGAAAAAUUUUAAAAAUUAUGAUGGAAAAAAAUCAUUGUGUUUAUGGUGUUUCUGUGUAUUUUUAAGUGGUUAAGUUUCAUUCUGGUAGGAGAGAAGAAAACAUUCAUUUGUAGCAUUGUCCCUUAUUUUAUCUCUAAAUAUUUUUAUGAAAUGAUAUAAUUCAAACACGUGACAAACUGAUGUAAGGAGCUCAUUAGGGGCUGUAGUUGAUUCCACACAUCUAUUUAAUCUGAAAAAAAUAAUAGUAUAUGAGUAUAAAAUGCGUUGCUUUGUGUUUUCACUGCUAUAUUGGCUUGAGGCUCUUGGACUAUAACUUUUUUGAUUGAAAAAAAAAACCUCUUAAUGUGGCUCAUUCCCCUUAUUAUUAUAAUGAAUAAAUUGAUUCCUCUUUUCUUUCUUUUUUUUAAUCCUGUAGCUUGGACUUUAAGGUAGCAUGGCUCUGUUGCUGUAAUUUUAUUUUGUACUGACAGCAGUUUACAGCUGAUGAAUGUUACACAUCUUACUAGACUAGCUUAUCCAUUUGGGGAGGGGGGGAGGGGUCUUGGUUUAAGAAAAAUAAUCAAAAGAGAAAAAAAAAAGAAAAAAAUCAACCUGGAAGGUGUUGACAUUUGUAGUGUACUACCGUAUCCAUUUAAACUUGAAUCUUGAGGCAAGUGCUAGGCAAUGGCCAAACAACUUAAUCCCAUCCAUAAAGGGAAAAUCCCACCCUAAAACACCUCGUUCACCUCUCGUUAGUUCAGCUCUCCCGGAUGUAAUUCUGUUUUGGUGUCUCUCAAAGCUGGAAAUUUGAAGGCUCGCCGAAUGUGUUUUUGAGCAUUUAUAUCCAAAAAAAAAAAAAAAAAAAAAAAAGAGGCUUAUUUCAUAGUGGUGCUAUUGGUUGUACAAACCAGAAAACGUGCCCUUAAUCUCAGAGAGAUUCUGGAUAGCGUCACAGUGACCGUAAAGUUAGUGUCCCAUAGCACAAAGCGACUCAUGGCAACAUCACCAUCUUUAGUGUUAAGCUCUCUUGUGUCACCAGGCUAGACUCAGCUGGGAGGAGUAUCCUGCGUUUUGUUGUGGCAUCCUGUCCUGUUUUAGGGUGAAUUUUCCCUUAAUCCUAAACCAUUGCCAUCCCACCCAUGCCCAUUAGCAAAUAUAUACAUAUUCUUGAAAUAUAUGUAUAUAUUCCGGUAUAUUGCAGUCCUCAUUUGAACAUGCCUGAUCAAGAUUAGAGUGGUGACCUCUGCUGUGUAUCCCUCACAUCGCUAAACCCAGGUUCACAGAAUUGAAUAGCCGUUAUUAGCCUCUAUUCAGUUGCUCCCCGGUGUGUUUUGGCUUGGUCCUGAAAAGAGUUUGGAGCGGAGCGCGUGGCCGUUAGUGCUAAAUGACCUCUAGAGGGGAGCCUGGAAGCUCUUCAGGCUGCACGGACCGCAGUGUGAGGCUCGACUGUGCUUCCAUGUAACCGCAGGUCUCCUCCUGCCAGGCUCAGCACGCGGCGCUCCUCACCGCUGUCUAGCCCAUUCCUAACACUUGCCCCUUUUUUUUAUGUUAACCAACUUUUUAUGGCGAGAGACAGACAAGACUUGACUGACAUCUGAAAGCAUCUUUCAGGUUCUCAUAUGGCUUGCUUAAGCCCUGUUGUAAAAUAUAACUAAGAAAAAAAAUUCAAUAAAUAAAUCUUAAAAAAAAAAUAUGGAUGGGGGUCUCUCACAUAUCAAAAAUGUGGAAAGUCUAAUUUUAUAUUUGUAUUUUCAAAUAAUAAUAAUAAUAUUGACAAAAAA
Molecule: messenger RNA, 7632 nt
Organism: Myripristis murdjan (pinecone soldierfish)
Lineage: Eukaryota; Metazoa; Chordata; Actinopteri; Holocentriformes; Holocentridae
Product: RNA-binding protein Musashi homolog 2
Exons: 15
Coding region: 134-1357 (407 amino acids)
Biological process (GO): central nervous system development; regulation of translation
Cellular component (GO): cytoplasm
Molecular function (GO): mRNA binding
Source: RefSeq, a predicted model, not a curated record